UACAUGGAAGCAUUAGCUCGGCUGCAUCUUACUGUGACCAGAGCCUAUAAAGUGAAUCCUGAUAUCAACUUUGAAAUCUUUAUCCAUAAAGUUGAUGGUUUAUCUGAUGAUCACAAGAUUGAAACCCAGAGAGAUAUUCACCAGAGGGCAAAUGAUGACCUUGCAGAUGCUGGAUUGGAGAAGAUUCACCUCAGCUUUUAUCUGACAAGCAUAUAUGAUCAUUCUAUAUUUGAAGCGUUUAGCAAAGUGGUACAGAAACUGAUUCCACAGCUCCCAACACUGGAAAACCUGCUUAACAUCUUUAUUUCAAAUUCUGGGAUUGAAAAAGCAUUUUUGUUUGACGUAGUCAGCAAGAUCUAUAUUGCAACAGACAGUACUCCAGUGGAUAUGCAAACUUAUGAGCUCUGCUGUGACAUGAUAGAUGUUGUGAUUGACAUUUCUUGUAUAUAUGGGCUUAAAGAUGAUGGCACUGGAACUCCUUAUGACAAAGAGUCAAUGGCAAUCAUAAAGCUGAACAACACAACUGUCCUUUAUUUGAAAGAGGUGACAAAAUUCCUGGCUCUUGUUUGUUUUGUCAGAGAAGAAAGCUUUGAGAGAAAAGGAUUAAUAGACUACAACUUCCACUGUUUUCGAAAAGCCAUACAAGAGGUGUUUGAAGUGAGAAUGAAAGUCGUGAGGUCUCGCAAACAUCAGAGCCACAUGCAGAAAGCUAAAAGAGCCACUCCCAACGGGACACCCAGAGUGCCACUGUAGCUGAGCUGUCCUGGCAGGGUGGCAAGUUCUCGUGAAGCUGAUGUGACUCCUGCAUCUCAUUGCACUGAGCAAGAGGCAACCCAAUGGGACUGGUGUAUUCCAAGAGUUCUCCCUGAAGGUUCAGCAAGCACUGUUGAAAUAUUUUUAUCCAAUCAGUUGGGUUUUUUUCAUAUAGUGAGCACUUUGAGCAAAAAUGUUGUAUAUAUAUAAGCAUUGAGGUGAACACUUGUAAGGAUUUUCUUAAUAUAUGCUGUAAACCUUUUUUUCAUGCCAUAUUGAGAGAAAAAGAAAAACAAACAGCUGUGACAGAAAUACUGGGUACAUAAUUUGCACUUUUUCAUGUUUUCCUUGUGGAGUUGGACUUUGAUAAACUUAGUUUUUAUGGUGAUUUUUGAUGCAUGGUGUCAGGUAAAAUGUAUGCUGUAGUUUCUUUACCUGCUACAAUCAAAUUGGGUAGUAAACAAUUGAGAAAACUCGGGACAAUGACUUUUAAAAUUUGUGACAGCUAAUGCCUAGCAUUCAUACAGAUCUAAUUUCCUAUAUUUUUCAAUUUGUAAACUGAAGAGUAAUUUUGAAGUAUUACAGCAAUAAGCACCUCACCAGGAAGCAUAACUGGUAGGUAAAUAUCAGCUUUUAUAAAACAAGGCUCUUGGCCAAAUCCCAUCUGGAUUUCUCCAUAACACUGGUCGUGCCCUCUCUUGGGUCUGUUUUUAUUAUUUACCUCAGUAUAUACCACUAAAAUACCUUUCUAUAAAGAUAAUUGUUUUGUAAAAUGGCUCUAUGUUGCACUGGUAUUUUUCUAAGGCUUCAGAGGAGGGUGUUGGAUCUGUAAGGCUGAAUUUCCAUAGCUGAGUUUGUUUGGAGAGCCUGCACAUGUACAGUUGGCACAGUGAAGAAUCUGUAUGUAUUUCUACCCUGAUGUACUAUUAAGAAGUGGCAAAGAUGUGAGCACUGGGUUCUGGUCCCCUCCA
Molecule: messenger RNA, 1724 nt
Organism: Acanthisitta chloris (rifleman)
Lineage: Eukaryota; Metazoa; Chordata; Aves; Passeriformes; Acanthisittidae
Product: ras-related GTP-binding protein D
Exons: 5
Coding region: 4-753 (249 amino acids)
Biological process (GO): cellular response to amino acid stimulus; positive regulation of TOR signaling; cellular response to starvation
Cellular component (GO): lysosome; nucleus; Gtr1-Gtr2 GTPase complex
Molecular function (GO): GTP binding; GTPase activity
Source: RefSeq, a predicted model, not a curated record